Macrosiphum euphorbiae (potato aphid) is the source of this 1494-nucleotide messenger RNA. NCBI's taxonomy places the organism in Eukaryota, Metazoa, Arthropoda, Insecta, Hemiptera, Aphididae. The record is from the annotation of a GenBank genome assembly.
AUGGUUCAUGAAGGUUCCCCUGAGUCUGAAGAAGCAGUUGCACUUUCCAGUCAUCGUGGUAGGGAUGCAACACUUAAUCUAUUAAACCAGCGGUAUUAUUGGCCUUCGAUGACUAUGGAUACAAAGCAAUAUAUUAAGGAAUGUAAUAUUUGUCAACGUGUCAAUCCAGCUACACUAAAAGUGGUACCUGAACUACACCCAGUUCCUGUUCCAAAAAUGGUUUUCAAGCAAAUUGGCAUCGACCUAAUUACAUUGCCAGAAACUAGUGGGUAUCGAUAUGCAGCAGUUGCUAUUGACUAUUUUAGUAAAUGGUGUGAAGCGCGGCCAUUGUCCGAUAAAAGAGCAACUACUGUAGCUCAUUUUAUUUAUGAUGAGAUAAUUUGUCGGCAUGGCUGUCCAAAAAUUGAAAUUAGCGACCAGGGUCGGGAAUUUUGUAAUAAUUUAUGCGAUGAAUUGUUCAAAUUGACCGGAACUAUUCAUAAAUUAACUUCUCCGUACCAUCCACAAGCGAAUGGUCUUGUUGAACGAUUCAAUCGCACAAUUAAAAAUUAUUUGCUCAAAAUACACAAUGAAAAUCAAAUUGAAUGGCCUAACGUUUUACAAGGUGUUCUAUUUGCAUACCGGUCAGUACCACACACCUCAACCAAAUAUUCACCAUUUUUUGUGCUAUACCAGAGGGAACCAGUUCUUCCAGUAGACAUAAAACAUUCCCUAAAUGAAGAUGGUAUAAUCGAGGAAAAUGUUUUCACAGGAGAAUUUAACGAAGACAAGUUUAAAGAAACUUUGCAGUGUAUGCUGUCAAUGAGAGACAAACUUCAAGAAAAUGUGUCAGAAAACAUUCAGCAAGCCCAGAGUUUACAGAAAAUAUCAUAUGCUAAAAGACACCCUCGUGCGGACAGUGUCUUUAAAGUUGAAGAUAAAGUUUUAUUAAAAAAUCUGAGGCGUGAAGACCGAAAAGGAGGAUGGGCACUAAUGCCAUGGAUUGGUCCCUAUACAAUUCACAAAAUUAUUAGUAACAAUUCUUGUAUAUUGAAAAAUGGAGAUAAAAUUCUGAAAACCAAACAUUUACUUAAAAACAUCAAACUAUAUCAUGAACGAAAACCAACGAAUAGUAGGACUUCAGAAACAAGUAUGGAUGUUGAGUGUGAACAGACAUUACAAAUGCAGGACCAAGGAAGAUAUUUUAAUCCAGUUGGAAAACGCUGGCAACAGACCAAGUGUAGGGCACUUAAACUUGAUUUUAAGCAAAGUUUGGAGUCUGAGUUGAAAAUUAAGAUUUUGAAUCAUCCGUGUGCGAUACAAAAUAUUAUUGGCGAUGGAAAUUGUCUUUUCAGAGCUCUUUCUUAUGCUGUAACUGGUACCGAAGAGCAGCAUUUAUUCAUUAGACAAAACAUAGCCACUAUUGUAAAUACAAAUCAAAAAAUAAUGCGAUAUGUGGGUGGAGAAGAACAACUGCAAUCUUAUUUAAAAAAAAAUAAAAUAGAAAAUGAAUGA